UCUGUAAAUACAACAGAAGCAGGGUUACUUGAAACGCUGACGAAGUUUAGCUCGUAUUUUAUAAUUUGACACAUGUCCAAAUUAAUGUAGCCUGAUAGGCCUGAUAAAGUAUUGGCGUAUUCGUGUGUGUAAUUUUAGGGAGAUAAAAUUUUAUGUCCCGCCCAGAGCGAAAAAACAAAUUAGAGUAUGCAGCAGCCUGGUGCCGGGCUACGGGUCCCAUCCCGAACUUGAAGGCGACACUCAGAGAUGUAACCAGAUUAAAUUAAAGGGAGACCUGCUGUAAGAAGAGAUCAACAUGUCCUCUGAAGAGGAAACUUCUCAGACUUCCUCCUCCUCCUCGUCCUCCUCCUCCUCACCUCCUUCUGCCUCACACUUCAUCGGGAAGAAGGAGGACAUUGUCAAGGCAGGACGCGUGACCAUGCUGGUGAAUGGAUGCAGAGACGUUCUGGUCUUAUACCACCAGGGGCAGUUCCAUGCAAUGGACAUGCGCUGCUACCAUUCAGGUGGUGCAUUACAGUAUGGAGAUAUUGAGGAGUUUAAUGGGCGGCUGUGCAUCGUGUGUCCGUGGCACAAGUACAAGAUCACGUUAGCUGAAGGGGAAGGGCUUUAUCAAGCUGUGGACAAUCCUACAGCCAAACCCCUGAGGACUCAUUGGCGCUCCAAGGGUGUCAAACAGAGGAUUCACAAGGUCACUGAGGUCAACGGGGAUGUAUAUGUAACACUGAACGACUCAAGCGAGACCAUUGGCUCAGACGUCUACCAGACUGAGAAAUACAGAACUGUUUCACUGAAGGCCCAGCCCAAGAAAUAGCUGGAUACUCAAGAGUUUGUUGAUUGUAUAACCCAAAAAGUACUUAAAUUUUUCAAGUACAAUCUGGGAAACUUUGUUUUAGUGGGAAACAUCAAACACUUCAAGAAGAGGAUGAGAAGGAUGUACAUUGUUUCACUGUGGUUUGUUGUAGCAAGAUCAGAAAACAGGGCGUUUUCCGCAGACAUCAAUGAAAUCAGUAAAUAUUUGGCAUAUAAAUGUCUGGCAUUUAUGACUUCGUUCAAGAACAUUUUGUUUUGCUACAGAAUAUUGGGGAUUAUAAUUAUUACAUCAUGUUAAAAUAUAUUGUUUAUUUUUGGUAGAAAUUACUGAUUAUUUUUAUACCACAAGUUUCUCCUGUUGAGCAAAUGUUUAUAUUAAAGUUUUUUGUUACUACUUAAGUCUCUUGAUGUAGUUCAAAUGA
This is a messenger RNA of Toxotes jaculatrix (banded archerfish), 1232 nucleotides long. Its product is annotated as Rieske domain-containing protein. The transcript has 4 exons. Gene Ontology annotation, molecular function: 2 iron, 2 sulfur cluster binding. The coding region runs from base 296 to 811 and encodes 171 amino acids. The record is from RefSeq and is a predicted model, not a curated record. NCBI's taxonomy places the organism in Eukaryota, Metazoa, Chordata, Actinopteri, Toxotidae.